This is a messenger RNA of Microdochium trichocladiopsis, 687 nucleotides long. RefSeq lists its product as uncharacterized. Lineage: Eukaryota; Fungi; Ascomycota; Sordariomycetes; Xylariales; Microdochiaceae. The coding region runs from base 1 to 687 and encodes 228 amino acids. Gene Ontology annotation, molecular function: protein binding. Gene Ontology annotation, biological process: proteasome regulatory particle assembly. Gene Ontology annotation, cellular component: cytoplasm; nucleus. The record is from RefSeq and is a predicted model, not a curated record. The transcript is spliced from 4 exons.
AUGGACAACAUCCACGCACCCACCGUGCCGUCGGGCGAGUCGUCACGGCCUCUCGCCAACGGCAAUGCGGCCCAUCUCUCGUUCGCGGAGCUCCAGGCCAAGAAGGACAAUAUGGAGGCCGAACUCAAGGCACUCAGCGGAGUUCUCGAUUCGCACGGAGUCAACAUGGACACGCCGCUUACGACGGCGGACGGGUUUCCCCGGGCAGACAUCGACGUUGCGCAGAUCCGAACCACCCGGUCCCGCAUUAUCUACCUCCGGAACGACUACAAGGACCUCAUGAACACGAUAGAAAAAUAUCUGCACGAGCACUUUGCCAGUCUCAAAGACACCGAAGAUGCUGCGCCAACGGCGACAAGCGCCGCAACGAUGAUGGGCGACUCGAUUCCAGAGACCCUCGACGAACCCUUUGCCCGAGUCAACAGCGUUGCAGCCAAUAGCCCGGCCGAGUCUGCCGGGCUCAAGGCGGGCGACGAGAUCCGCAACUUCGGCUAUGUGAACAAGGCUAACAACGACGGCCUGAAGAAGGUGGCUGAGUGCGUCCAGGGCAAUCAGGGACAACGAGUGCUUGUCAAGGUAUCGCGACGCUCAGACGGCGGACAGCGACAAGAGUUGCGACUCAACUUGGUCCCUCGUUCUGAUUGGGGUGGCCGAGGACUGUUGGGAUGCCACAUCCUCCCAAUGUGA